GUGAUCGCACCUGCGAAGCUUUUAAUCGCAGGUGCGAAGCCGCAUAUGCGCGAAAUCAGCCGCAAAAGCGGCCAAGAGUGGAACUGGGCACUACUCGCAUGUGCGAAGAAAUUGCCGCAUCUGCGAGGCCGCAUGUGCGAAGGGUAUGCGCAUCUGCAAGCCUGUAGAUGCGAGAAUGGCGCUGCAGUUUCGAAAUUUGAGAAUGCCGACUGUUUUCGCAGGCGCGUAUUUUUGUCCGCAGAAGCGAGGGUCGCAGGUGCAACCCCUUGUCUGCAGAUGCGGAAAUCGCUGGGACAGAAGCUUAAAUUCGGGGUUUCGUGAUGUUUACUCAUUUUCGGAUUUUGGAGCUCGGGUUGAGCGAUUUUGGAGAGGAAUUUUUCCACACAACUUGGGAUGCGAGCAGUUCAAAAGUUGUUACGCGCAGAAUGGAAUUUCUGGAGCAUUGUUUAGCUUGCUCGAUAUUGGAUUUGGCUUAUUCGAGAUGUUGGCUGAUGUUGUUACUGUACUCGAUGGUUGCCGGAUUUGA
Molecule: messenger RNA, 526 nt
Organism: Nicotiana tabacum (common tobacco)
Lineage: Eukaryota; Viridiplantae; Streptophyta; Magnoliopsida; Solanales; Solanaceae
Source: RefSeq, a predicted model, not a curated record